Messenger RNA from Colletotrichum spaethianum, 1260 nucleotides. RefSeq names its product GTPase-activating protein gyp10. Gene Ontology annotation, biological process: positive regulation of GTPase activity; endoplasmic reticulum to Golgi vesicle-mediated transport. NCBI's taxonomy places the organism in Eukaryota, Fungi, Ascomycota, Sordariomycetes, Glomerellales, Glomerellaceae. The transcript is spliced from 3 exons. Gene Ontology annotation, molecular function: GTPase activator activity. Bases 1 to 1260 code for a protein of 419 amino acids. Gene Ontology annotation, cellular component: endoplasmic reticulum membrane. The record is from RefSeq and is a predicted model, not a curated record.
AUGGAGGUAGACCCGGUAGCUGGCGAGCAGGCUCUCCUCAGCUCUGACUCAGUGGCCGAUACCCAGACCAAGGACGAGACGACCGACCCAACCCAGCGCAAGACGGAAGAUAUCCUAGAAGCAUGCAAGUGGAGGAAUAUCGAGGCUCUCAAGGGUCUUGCCGGCACUAGAGGCGGUUUCCUUACCGACACUUUGCGCAGGAAAGCUUGGCCGAUAGUCCUAGGUCCUGCAGAGAACGAGAGUUCUGGAGAUACUGUUGCAGAAGAGAAAGAUGAGAAGCCUUCUUGGAAAGACUUGCCGCGCCAUGGAGACGAAGAUCAGGUUGCGCUCGACGUCAACCGAGCCUUCAUCUACUACCCGAACCACCAGAACGACACCGAACUCGAAAAGAACAAGAGCGAACUAUCGGAUCUUAUUGUCGAGGUCCUCCGCCGCUACCCAUACCUUUGCUACUUCCAAGGCUACCAUGACAUCUGUCAAGUCUUCAUGCUGGUUCUCGAGCCGCCAUGGCGCGCCCGGCUGGUCUCGCGCCUCUCGGUGCUCCGUAUACGAGACUUUAUGCUCACGAACCUCGAACCGACCGUGGCCCAGCUGCGCCUUAUUCCCGAUAUCCUCCAGGCGGCGGACCCGAAGCUCAAGCGCCACCUUGCCGGCACGGAGCCCUUCUACGCCCUCGCUGGGACGCUGACAAUGUACGCCCACGACAUCCAGGCGUACGGCGAUAUCGCCCGCCUCUUUGACAUCCUCCUCGUCCGCGAGCCAGUCUUUAGCGUCUACAUGUUCGCCCAGAUUGUUCUCAACCGCCGCGACGAGCUAUUCGACAACGACGAGGAAGACCCCUCCAUGUUGCACCUCAUCCUCUCCAAGGUCCCGCAGAAGAUGGACCUCGAGUCGCUCAUUGCCGGUGCUACCGCGUUGUACGAGCGAUACCCGCCCGAGUCGCUGUCUGCCUGGCGCAAAAUAUCAAAGGCGAGCUCUCUCAAGACGGCGCGGUCCGUCGAGGCCUGCGCCAAUCAGACGAUGGACGAGGGGCACGCGUACUUUCAGAGACAGCUGGCCGAGCUCAAGGCUCUGGAACGCCGGCAGAAACUCAUGAGGGUGCUGUGGGCGUACAGAAAGGGCGCCGCCGCCGCGGGACUGGCCGUCGUCGUCGGCCUCGUGGCGGUCUAUCUGGGCCGUCGGAACCCCAGCCCCGUGUUUGCCCUGGCAGAGUUGUACAACAAAUGGACAAACGGGACGAACUGGACGCAUAACUUUUAG